Molecule: messenger RNA, 726 nt
Organism: Adineta ricciae
Lineage: Eukaryota; Metazoa; Rotifera; Eurotatoria; Adinetida; Adinetidae
Source: the annotation of a GenBank genome assembly
AUGAAUCGAAUAUCGAAACUCGAUUUUGCUGGCUUAAAGAAUCUUUUAUCGUCAUCUUUGAAAUCUUUCUUAAUAAAUCCAUCAUCUGAUCUAAAACGUGAAGAUGAAACGAAUGACUCAGAGUUUUAUUCCACACCGCGUUUCGUCCAUCAUAUAGACGAUCGAGCUCGAGCCGUUCUCUCUCAGUUCUACACUUAUACAAUCAAACAAUCACCUGAAACGUUCACUUUGGAUUUAUGUUCAUCGUGGACUUCGCAUUUACCGGAAAAUUUCGUUGGUCGAGUUCAUGGUCUUGGAAUGAAUGAGUUAGAAUUACGAGAAAAUCAAUCUUUGAACGAAGGUUACACAGUACAAGAUUUAAAUUCGAAUCCUUCGUUAUCGAAAUUUUCUUCGAAUACAUUCGAUGCGGUGAUCUGCUCUGUUUCGAUUGAUUAUCUCAUUCAUCCAAUCGAAAUAUUUCACGAAAUCGGAAGAAUUCUAAAGCCGAAUGGUCUAUUCAUAACUUCGUUCUCUAAUCGUUGUUUUCCAACGAAAGUUAUCCGAAGAUGGCUUUCUAUGAACGAACCUCAACGCGUCGAAUGGGUUGCAAAUUAUUUCCUUCAAACAAACAUUCACUUCGAUCCGAAAACAAUCAAAGCCUACUCCUUUUUCGAUGGAGAAUUCCUACCAACUACAGAUAAAGAAUUUAUUGAUCCGAUGUACAUUGUGUUAGGAAACAAAAAUUAA